AUGACGGUUAGUUAGUUAGUUAGUUAGUUAGUUAAUUCCUACACGGUUUCAGCCGCGAUUACUCCGCAGCUAUGCCCGGCAGAGAGGACCUGUCAAACAGCCGACGCGUUCCGGAUCAUUUGAUUGAUCCGUCCCGCCCCACGUCGCCCUAUCGCGAACGACAAGACCAGCUGUCCCAGCAUCCUCCCGUUGCUUCUCCAACUACUAUUUACAUUGGCCUGUCACGCCUGUGUAACAUAGCAGUUCUACUAAUUGUACUGCUGAUCUAGGCUCCUUAAGGCUCUCGCCUUGUGUUCCCAACCCGUAUACCUAGAGUCUCCCCCCAGUGCUCGACUUCGCCUACGCGUCCCUGACCCGGAAUUGCCCAAGGGUCUCCGUCCGUUCUAUA
Molecule: messenger RNA, 388 nt
Organism: Pseudovirgaria hyperparasitica
Lineage: Eukaryota; Fungi; Ascomycota; Dothideomycetes; Acrospermales; Acrospermaceae
Exons: 1
Coding region: 72-269 (65 amino acids)
Source: RefSeq, a predicted model, not a curated record